AUGUUCUUCGUAUCGCUCGUCCUUCUAGCCUUGUGCUCCGUAGCACUAGCAGGUGACUUCGUUGCCGAUAAUCGCAUCAAGGUGUUUCUUUACGGAUUCCCUUCGUUCUUCUCCGAGGUCGCCGUCGACGUUUACAACAACACAUGUCUCGGCUUAGGGAAUAACCUAAUCGAUGGACAUGUACAGUCGAUCCUCGUUGGUGGCCCCAAUGUCGAUGCGGUACUCAGCCGUAGUGACUGCUGGUAUUGCAUGUUUUACGACAACUAUGGAUGCUCAGGCACCGACGACAUGACGCUGACAAUACCGGCUGGCGUGAACAAUCUAGCGAGCGCCGGCUGGGGUGCGAGGAUUCAUAGUAUCAGCUGCAUCAACGAAGCUGCCUAG
Molecule: messenger RNA, 384 nt
Organism: Trematosphaeria pertusa
Lineage: Eukaryota; Fungi; Ascomycota; Dothideomycetes; Pleosporales; Trematosphaeriaceae
Exons: 3
Coding region: 1-384 (127 amino acids)
Source: RefSeq, a predicted model, not a curated record